Messenger RNA from Aspergillus chevalieri, 450 nucleotides. RefSeq lists its product as uncharacterized. The record is from RefSeq and is a predicted model, not a curated record. The transcript has a single exon. NCBI's taxonomy places the organism in Eukaryota, Fungi, Ascomycota, Eurotiomycetes, Eurotiales, Aspergillaceae. Bases 1 to 450 code for a protein of 149 amino acids.
AUGCCUCCUCAACCAUAUGAAAAAAGCAACUACGAGAUGCUCAGAGAAGGCGGCUACCACAGUAUGCACGAAUUUCUGCACUCCCACAGCUUAAAGCUCCAGCCAGGCAGUUACGAAGAGGCAAGAGAGAUCCUGGAUGGAUUUCGUGAGAUAGAUCAGCGCGCCUGGGAGGAACAGCAUGGCUACCAGAGCGAAGAGGAUUGGGAUGAGGAAUACUACGAUGAACAAGAGGCUUUGGAGUACCAGUACUAUGAGCAAGAGCUUUUGGAGGAGCGGUAUAACUCGGAGGAGUAUGGUGAUGAGGGCGAAUAUGGACAAGAUGUCUCAGUGUGGGGAUAUGAGGAUGAAAUAGGAGCCUCUGAGGAGUACAGUGAACCGGAGUAUACUGAUCAAGAGGAUUGGGAUGAGGGAUAUGGUUAUUAUAGUGAUGAGAGCGAUGAUCUAUAUUGA